GAGAUAGAGGGAGAGAGAGAGAGAGGCAGCUGGAGACUCGCACACAACUGUAGUCAGUCUUGGGAUCUGAGCGCUGCCAAGAGGCAAGCACAGAAGCCAGCAUCGUAUUUCCAUGAGGAUGACAUGCUCCGAGAAGAGCACAGGAGACCGUUUUGUUAAGGGAAUCAAAGGAGGAUCAAAGCCAAUUCUACAAUGUCAGGGUUGCUGAUGUUGCCAUCUACAUCGCUUUCGAUUCUGCGCGGCACCCCUUCUUAGUUUAUUCAUACGGAGUUGCGGUCGUCUCGACGAUCGAUUGGCUACGAUGAUAAUGAAUCACUUCCUCUGGCUGCUCCCACUGAUAUUUCCCCACCUGAGCUCUCCAGUCAUAUUGCUGGAGAGGAGUGAUGGAAAUCUCCCUCACAACUGGAAUCAUAUGAUGGAAGAAGAUAAAACGGUGCUGCACAGAUUCAGAAGGGAUUGGAUGUGGAGGCAAUUCUUCCUGUCGGAGGAAUACACAGGAAGCAACAAUCAGUAUGUCGGCAAGCUUCGCUCGGACAAAGACAGUGGUGAUGGAACUGCCAGAUACGUUCUCUCUGGGGAAGGUGCGGGCACGGUUUUCCGUAUCGAUGAGAAGUCUGGCGAUUUACAUGCUACUCAGAGACUGGACAGAGAGGAAAAGGCCUCUUACACACUGCAGGCUCAAGCUUUCAACAAGAUCACCGGUCUCCCUCUGGAGCCUGCCACCGAAUUCAUUGUCAAGAUACAUGACAUCAAUGACAAUGAGCCCAAAUUUACCCAGGCUGUCUACAGUGCCAGUGUACCUGAAAUGUCAGACGUCGGUACUUUUGUGAUCGAAGUGAAUGCCACCGAUGCAGAUGAUGCCACAUAUGGGAACAGUGCUAAACUUGUGUACAGCAUCCUGCAGGGCCAACCAUACUUCUCAGUGGAGCCCGAGACAGGAAUUGUCAGGAUUGCCCUGUCUAACAUGGAUCGGGAAGUGAGAAAUGAGUACCAGGUGGUUAUACAAGCUAAAGACAUGGCAGGACAGAUGGGUGGUCUAUCUGGAACCGCCAUUGUCAACGUCACCUUAACGGAUGUUAAUGACAGCCCACCACGUUUUGCUUACAGUUCUUACCACCUAAGCACCUAUGAGUCUGCUGAAAUUGGGUCAACAGUGGGGCGAAUCAAAGCCAAUGACGGGGAUGAGGGAGAGAACGCUGAAAUGAAAUACAGAAUUAUGGAUGGAGAUGGCAAAGAAUACCUUGACAUAAUUACAGAUGACAUAACCCAAGAGGGUGUUAUUGUUGUCAAAAAGAAACUGGACUAUGAAAGCAAGCGAGUGUACACUGCAAAAGUGGAGGUGUCAAACAUGCACCAGGACCCCAACUUCCUUCAUCUGGGACCAUUCUCAGACACAGCCAUAGUCAAGGUCACAGCCAAAGACGUGGACGAGCCACCUGUCUUCAGCAGGCCUCAGUAUGUCUUCGAGGUCAAUGAGGAUACACCAAAAGGCACCGCAAUUGGAACCAUUACAGCCUGGGACCCCGACGCUACAGAUUACCCAAUCCUAUAUGCAAUAGAUCAGCACUCGGACCCUGAGAGGCUUUACCACAUCGACCCCAAGAAUGGAUCCAUCACAAUUCUGAGGUCUCUUGACAGGGAGGUGUCAAAGUGGCACAACCUGUCCAUCCUGGCGAGCGAGAUGAAUAACCCUCGCCAAAGAAGCCGUGUUCCUGUCUUGAUAAAGGUUUUGGAUGUAAAUGAUAAUGCUCCGGAGUUUGCCAUGAUUUAUGAGACAUUUGUGUGCGAGAAUGUAAAAGCUGGGCAGCUCAUACAGACAAUCAGUGCCAUUGACACGGAUGAACCUCUUGUGGGUCACAAAUUUGUAUUCAGUCUGAGUUCCCUGAAUACAAACUUCACCAUCUUUGAUAAUGAAGAUAACACAGCCAGAAUUCUGACCAGAAGAAGUGGAUUUAACAGGCGUGAAAUGAGUGUAUACUAUCUGCCAGUUGUUAUCUCCGACAGCGACUACCCCAUCCAGAGUAGUACCAGCACGUUGACCAUUCGUGUGUGUAGCUGUGACGCCACCGGCAACAUGCGUUCCUGCAGCGUUGAUGCAUUGCUGCUCUCUGCUGGCCUGAGCACUGGAGCGCUAGUGGCAAUACUCCUCUGCAUCCUCAUCCUGCUUAUGAUCGUGGUCCUGUUCUCGGCUCUAAAAAAACAGAGAAGAAAGGAACCGCUGAUCGUCUCCAAAGAGGACGUAAGGGAUAACGUUGUCAGCUAUAAUGAUGAGGGUGGUGGUGAGGAGGACACACAAGCCUUUGACAUCGGCACACUGCGCCACCCAGAGGUGAUCGAGAGCAACAAGUUAAGACGUGACAUCAUCCCCGAAAUGCUGUUUCCAUAUCACAGACCUUCACCCAUGAAGGAGUGUGCGGAUGUCAGAGAUUUCAUUAUUAGCAGACUGCAAGAAAAUGACACAGACCCUUUUGCACCUCCCUAUGACUCCCUCGCCACAUAUGCUUAUGAGGGCAAUGGAUCAAUUGCUGAGUCACUGAGUUCUCUGGAGUCUUCUGCGACUGAGGGAGACCAUGAAUAUGAUUACCUCUCUAACUGGGGCCCGCAGUUUAAAAAGCUCGCUGACAUGUACGUCGGGAAGGAUACGGGAGUUGCCAAUUAAGAUGCCAUUCAAUGAACCUUCAUUUUCUCUAUAUGUAAACUUGGCUGUCAUUCUGGGCUGCGAGACGUAAAGGAAACAGAAAAAAGACAAAGGGAAAAAAGGAGGUGCUUCAACCGAAGUCUUUCUCCUUGUUUUCUACAACAUGAGCUGAAUUUCACUUUUAUGAUGGAUUUUUCGUGGACGGUGUCGUGGUAAGGUGAUUUUGUGAUGAUGAUAUUGUUUUUUGUUCAAUAGCAGAAAAAACAAGACUGAGAGUAAGAAUGGAUGAUUUUGUGACAAACAAAAAAACCAUGACAGGACUGCCUUCAUCUUGACAGAUUACACGGGACUCCCUGUUCCUCUACUUUUUUGGUACCAUAUCCCAAAACCAGAAUUACAAACAGUAUUACAGAUACAUAUAUAAAGAUAUAGUAUGUUACAAUGUUUUACAAGGCAUAAAACUGCAUAAGGGAGACAGAAAGAGAGAAGGCUAUCAAGUCGUAACCACAAACAUUAAAAUGGUUAUAAAGUAAAUUAAUGUUAAAUUAUUUGAAUUGUUUCCUUUAGGGGGGUAAUGAUACACUCAUCUCAUGAUAAAUUAUAUAAUAUGAUAUGACACGUAACGGGACUGGUUUCACAAUUACAGUUGUAUCACAAUAUUAUGAACAAAGCUAUAAAAUGAAAUUUUAACGGAUUCAAAUAUUUGAGAGAAUGUUAGAGAAUUUACAAUAUUCAAGGUGUAAUUGAACAGGUUGUAUGUAAAUUAAAAAAUAAAUAGAUCCGUCACUGAAAAAUAAAAUGAAUUUUAACACAAAAUUAAGAACGGAAUUAAGAAAGCUAAACCCUUAGGGGCGGUUUCACAGACUAGUCCCAUAGACUAACUUAAAUGUUAGAGGUGUCUUAAUCGAAAACAACUUCCACUGACUUAUCUUAAAACACAUCAGUGCGAUUGUUUUGUCUCAAGAUACCCACCAGUAGUGUUUUUUGUAAAGUAUGUUUUUAAAAACAAUUUAAAUAUCCUAAUUUAACCAAGGCCUAGUCCUGGUUUAAACUAAUCCCUGUCCGGGAAAACCGCCCCUUAAGCCAAGUUCACAUUACACAACUUUAAACGUCGGCCGAUCGCUGAGCUGUUCAGAUUACAUGACUUGUUGCUCUCUGUGAAGUCUGGAGUCUUUAAGUUGUUAAACACUACGUAAAUGAUCUGCAACAGGAGGUGACACACUACACGAACUGUGAACAAUUCUGUCACUUAGCGACUCAAUCCGGUCCCCAAAGCCAAAAAAACGUGAGAAGUGGAACAGAAAAUGACACGAAAAACAUGCGACACAAGCUGUUUGCUUAAUGAUCUGCUCGGAAAACCCUAGAAAAAGGAAAAAACAAGGGAUAUGAGUGAAAGAAUGGAUCAGCAUACGGGGGCAGUUCCGGUGACCUCAACCCAUGGCUUGCUGUCAUUGGCUGUGCCUCGUCGCGUCACUUGACAUCACAUGAUGUCGAGUCGGACGACAGCUCCAGAUAUUUAUCAUGCUAGAUAUUUGUCUGGCGUCUGCGAGGCAUCAGCGACGCAUCAGGGAGCCUCUUUGAUGAGUCAUUUACUAGUUCACACAUAAAGAUUGGCGAGCGCUGAUCGCACGCUGUUUUGCCCCCGAUCACAGCCCGACCUGUCGGCGAGCUCAACGACUUGCAAAUCGGGCUUAAAAUCAUGUCGUUUGAACUUGGCAUUAGAGAGAACAUCUUAAAGCUGCAGGUCACAUGUUUGCAGCUUAACCUAUAAAAUUAAACCGACAUCAUAUCGUAAACCUUCAAUUUAUCAAUAAACCCCUAGUUUCCUUUCUUGCAUUUUGUCUUUAAACAGCACAGACAUCAUUUUUAAAAUAUGUAAAUUCAAGGAAACAAGGUUAACGCAAGGUUACAGUUCCUUGCACGUGGUGGAAGAAAGACUUUGAUUUAUUAGGCAAAAACGUACCACUUCUGUAUCCCCUGUAAUUGCAAGAGUCACUUAUGUCCCCCUGUAAAACAAUUACUGUCUGAAUAGGGCUACAGAAUGAUUUCAGUUUGAAAGGGAGUGUAGAUGCGCUGAAAGAAUGUUUCAUUGCAUAAAGACGUAGCUUCUCUGCACAUCUUUUGAAGUGCUCUCUUGUUGAAACAUUAUUGCAACAUUAUCUUUACAGCACUGACAAGCUCACGGAGGAACAGGGGAGUGUUUUCAAAUCUGGAUGAAAGGUAGUUCUCCUCGACUUCAUUUGCUUGUGUGAAAUUUGCUUAAUUUGCAGAACAUGCAGAUUACAAAGCUGCAGCACACUGAGCUUGUGUGAAUGAAUGUUAAGUCCAAGUGUUUUAUAUUCACAUUUUUUAAGUAUAUAUUUUAAUAAAAAACACGAAUGCACUGCU
This is a messenger RNA of Triplophysa rosa, 5026 nucleotides long. RefSeq names its product cadherin 10, type 2a (T2-cadherin) (gene cdh10a). Bases 302 to 2659 code for a protein of 785 amino acids. Gene Ontology annotation, cellular component: plasma membrane; catenin complex; adherens junction. The transcript has 12 exons. Gene Ontology annotation, biological process: cell morphogenesis; calcium-dependent cell-cell adhesion; cell-cell junction assembly. NCBI's taxonomy places the organism in Eukaryota, Metazoa, Chordata, Actinopteri, Cypriniformes, Nemacheilidae. Gene Ontology annotation, molecular function: calcium ion binding; cadherin binding. The record is from RefSeq and is a predicted model, not a curated record.